UGCUACGUGACAAAAGGAGCCAGCCAAGAUAAGGACAGUGAACAUCUCAUCUUGGCUAUGUCCAGUGGGCAGCCAGAAGACAACAUGGCCACUUCCAGUGGGCAACCUGAAGGUCUCGUGGCCCCUUCCAGUGGGCAGCCUGAAGGUCACGUGGCCCCUUCCAGUGGACCACCUGAAGGUCACAUGGACAUGUCAGCUUUGAGAAGUGACUUACCUGUUUCUGAUGUUGAUACCAGUUCAGACGAGGAACAUGAAGGUCACUUGGUACAAGCAGGUUCAGCUGAGCACGAGGAGGUCCUUGACCUAGAGAGCCAAGCAAUCACACUAAAUACAGGUGAACAGCGUUCAGGGAAUGCCCAAGCUGCCAACAUUCUCAACAUCGUCACUGGAGGGGCAGGACAAGGAACACUGGGGAGAGAUACCCUUGAUUUACGCACAGAUGAAGCAAGGAAGAUUUUUGCUCCAACUGAAGCCUACAGAAAAGUGAAACAGAAAUUGAAGGAAUUUGGUCAUGUGACUAUCUGUGGUGCUUCAGGAGAGGGCAAGACAACAAUGGCUCUGAUGCUGGGUUCAAGGUAUAGACAAAAGGGGUACGAAGUCGUGUUUGUGGACAGCCUUAAGAAGUUUGACUUUGACCGCUGUCUUAGUACUUACUCAAAAGUAUUCCUCAUUGUGGAUGAUUUGUUUGGUACAGUUGGAGUAUCUGCUAAUACUUCACAGGUUAAAAACUUUCUCAAUAAUCUUCUCCCACAAUUAAAACAAAAAGCAAAAAGCAGAAGAAAAACGGUCAGAAUUGAGUGA
Messenger RNA from Haliotis rubra (blacklip abalone), 801 nucleotides. RefSeq lists its product as uncharacterized. The transcript has 3 exons. Lineage: Eukaryota; Metazoa; Mollusca; Gastropoda; Lepetellida; Haliotidae. The coding region runs from base 58 to 801 and encodes 247 amino acids. The record is from RefSeq and is a predicted model, not a curated record.